AUGUCUACUAUUCAGCGUCUCGCCGAGGCCGAUGUCCGUGCGAUCUUUGAUUCUUUACAUGGAGCUCACCCACCUCCAGAAGGCUUAAAGUUCCAAAUUAUUCCUGUGGGUCCUUCUGGUUUGAAGUUGUCGCCUCCUGCUAUUGAAUUUGACAAUGGCUUGUACGUCUUGCUUCGUCCUGAAAAGAAAGACCAACCAAAGCCUCAGCUUCCAACUCAUCUCCGUCAAUACUUGGCCAAGGAAAUUCCAGGGCAGGCCUGCCCAUGGUCUCUUAGUGGUCCUCAAUUUUCACAGCCAACGGAAUUACAACAACGCUAUUGCUAUCCCAAGGGAAACCCCAGCUAUUCCAGUCAAAAGGGAGGCGCAUUAUGGACAAUGUACGACAACAAUGGCCACGAGGAUUUGAAUUAUCGUCUGUUGCAUGUCUACUUUUCGGCCAAGAGAGCUGGAAUUAGGUCGGCCACGCCAUCACCAGCCCGCCGACGACGACGAAUUACUACACCCACGUCUACUUCGUCGUCGGCCUCGUCCUCCAGGACAAAGUCGCCAGCGACUCCCAACGUGGUUCCCACGUCGCCCUGGCCACCGCAUGGUGCCAUGCCACCACGCUCCUAUUGGCAACCCCACCACCACCACCACCAUCAUCAUCCUCAUUAUCCAAUGGUCCCAGCAUCCUUGGUUCAUCCGACACCACCACCGAUGCGUCCUAUCAAACACUACUUGACUCCUCCACCACCACCUCCUUCGUCGUCUGCUUUUAAGCGACGCAAGUUUGAUAUUCCAACACCACCUCCCACUCGAUCCAUGAUGAUGUCAGAUGCCACAUUUGCUGCAACAACAACGACUGCUGCUGUCAAUUACAACUCUGUGGAUACUGGACGAGAUCAUGUGUAUAUGGAAAAGGGGGCGGCCGCCAAGAUGCCAACCUUGCUGGAUGAAGACGAGGAUGCUUGGUGGAUGAUGGGCGCGACAGGUGGUGCCAUCUUGGAAGCACCCGAAUUGGGUCUUUUAGAUCACGAAGACGAAAUGGCGAUCCGUUCCAAGUUGUCUUUUGAAUUGUUGCCAUUGGCGACGGUGGAAGAUUCUAGAAUGGACAAUCUCUUCCUUUUGGAUUCCGAGGAAUGUGAUGCUCAGCGCAAGAUGGCAGAGAACGCAGAGAACAAGAAGGAUGCGUCCCCGUGUUUGGGCACUCCCUCCAGCCUCCAAAAGCGUUUGGAGGUCAUGCACCGCCAAGUAUUGGAUUGGAUCGGACAACAGCCCAAGGACAAGCAACCCCGAAUGCACCAAAUGGUUCGUCAAUGGGCGCAAAAGUUGCAAUCCGAGUUGCAAUUGGAGGAGGCACAUACAGACGAGGAUGGAGACAAAAAGAUGGCUGCCACUGUGCUACAAGUACCGGCAGUAGGUACACCGUGCAAGAAAGAGUCACCUCCAGUUAUGGCAGUUGCCGCCACUCCCAUCAAGAUGGAAUCAACAUCCGCGGAUGAUGCUUCCAUUACACCCUCUCGAAUGGAAUCGGUGUAA
Cylindrotheca closterium is the source of this 1521-nucleotide messenger RNA. The record is from the annotation of a GenBank genome assembly. Lineage: Eukaryota; Bacillariophyta; Bacillariophyceae; Bacillariales; Bacillariaceae.